This is a messenger RNA of Rhizoctonia solani, 1107 nucleotides long. RefSeq lists its product as uncharacterized. The record is from RefSeq and is a predicted model, not a curated record. NCBI's taxonomy places the organism in Eukaryota, Fungi, Basidiomycota, Agaricomycetes, Cantharellales, Ceratobasidiaceae. The transcript has 15 exons. Bases 1 to 1107 code for a protein of 368 amino acids.
AUGCCUACCAAUCCAUCCAACAUCCAGGCUGCUCAACUCAAGAAGCUUUAUGAAGACAGAGCCAAAUUGAACAAGAUGAUUAGUAUGCUUGAGGGCAAUUCAAGCAAUGAGAAUCCAGUUGUACCAAACCACACUGUGCAACUCUUAGGCUUCACGGACUUCAAGAAACCAGGGCCUAAGGAGAGUUUCAAUGUACAGGCGGAGCUCAGGAACAUUGCGGUUAGCCAGGGGGUAGAUACCCGGCUUAGUAUCAACAACCAGCGUACUCAACAAUCCAUUGCGGACACAGUGACUCAGAUGAUCAUAUCACAACCCAAGAUACAGCAGAAGAUCUCCGACCCAGAUUGUUUCACACCAGCGUCAAGAUCCAAUAAGAAUGAGAACAAGGACACAGGUCGAGAGAUGACAGAGCCAGGGGAAACCAAGAACCAAGCUACAGCACCAGCAACGGUGAACAGUAGUUCAAGCUCCAACCAGAAGUUACGACGGCCAAAGGAGAAGCAAGCAAGCCGGGUCGUGGAUGAAGAUGAGGACACGGAGCCUCCGGUUCAGGCAACAGCAUCAAGCAAUGUCAAGAGCCAGGAACAAAUUAUUCCCAACAACGCUGAAGUAAACCUGGAUAGCACGGCCAACCGCGGAGGACCUCCACAGCAUCCAGGAGCCCAAUUGGUCAUCCCAGCAAAGUCGCCGUUUGCUCCGCAAGAGGAUGAUAUGGACUUGGACGAGGGAGAAGAUUGCAAAAUAACCACUUGGAAGAAGAACAAGGCAACAGCGUCUUGCAAGCGCAAAGCACGAGACGAUGACGCUGUAUCCGAGGUUGAGAUACCUGCACCAAAGAAGGGGAAGGGGGAAACUGUUGCUGCCCUAAAGACCCUGGCUCGCACAAAACUUAUCAAAAUUUCAAAACGCCAUUACCCGCCUCCCCACUACACGCUGCGCGUGUUACCCAAGCCAAAACACUUUCCCCCUGUUAUGUCAAAGGCGGAGAUCAGGAAAGCAGCUACAAACAAAGCUGCUGCAACACGAGCCGCCAACAAGAAGGCAAAGGAAGAUCAGGACAAAGUAAAGGGUCAUAACAAAUCAAACGCACGUAAAGGGAAGAAGUAG